GUUGGGUACGAUGCUUGCGGAAAGAUGACACUCUAAGGGCUAGUUUAGAAAUUUAAAUCCUCUCUAGGAUUCUUCUCAAGACUUAAUUUUUCACUCAAUCUCCGAGAAUCCAGAGAGGAUUUAAGUUCCCAAAGUAGCCCUAAAAAGCGGUACACCUAAACCAUUUCAAGACAUACACCGUAAAGAGGCACCUAGAUUCCUGUCAUUAUUAUCCUUACACCAUAUGUAUCAUAAGAACUUUAAAGAUUAGUUUGGGAACUCUAUUUUUCCGUGGAUUCUUAUUUUCUCAAGGGAAAAUGAACUAAUUUUUCUUAGAAAAAUAGAAAUUCCUUAGAAAAAUAGGGUUCCAAAACUAGCCCUGAAGUUUAAUCUCUACUACUCUAUAAGACUCUAACGUAGACCAUCCGUUCACCAUGGUUCUGCCCUCUCACGUGUUCUGCUCACUCUCGACCAUACGAUUGCCCAUUCGCUCGCUUGCGUCGUUCGAUCUCCGCACAACGCGCACGCACCCUACCCUCUCCACAACCAACCCCCGCGAGAUCUGCUCCCAUCUCUUCAUCUCCCCCAUCGCACGAGGUUUGCGCCCCUCCCCGCUCGCCAUCGGCCCGUCUCAACGCGCACGCACCCUACCCUCUCCACAACCAACCCCAGUACCCCACGAGAUCUGCUCCCAUCUCUUCUUCUCCCCCAUCGCACGAGGUUUGCGCCCCUCCCCGCUCGCCGUCGGCCUGUCUCAGCCCCUGACCCUCCACCGCCACCGACUCCCUCUCUUGCCACCGAGGGAAUUUGGAUCUAGGAGCCCAUGCCACUACAGCUCUCCCCCGCCCACGAUUAGCCCUCGGCUCGGGAGAUGCUGACGCCCAUCGCGACCACGAUUUGCUCCCUCGUGUCCUCGGCCUCUUCCUCCACUCUCAUCCUCCCUCCUCCCCCCGUCCUCGGUUAUUCUCGUCGCCUCCGCCGCGCGUUCCGCUCUCCCCACAGCCUUUGUCCGCCACAUCAUCCUCGGCUGUUGUCGGCGCCUCGCUCCACGCCCGCCCUCGCCCAACGACCCUCGCCGCACCCCUCCCUGUCCUCGACAACUUCCCCUCUGGCCCCGUCCUUGCCGGCAUCGGCGCCUGCUCUCUCCGUCAUGGGGGAGGGGAAAGUGAAGGAGGAAGAAGAGCCAAGCGGCUAAGCCAGCUCGGCCGGUCGCCUCCCACCAAAAUCCCCCGAGACAUCAUCGACGAGGAGAUGGAGAUGGAGUCUAGCCCCGCAGCUCCUCGGCAUCACAAUCGUUGCCUCCCGUGUUGUGCCCUUGGAUCCACUUCUCGUGCGACGCCCCUGAUCGACAAGCACGUCGUGCGUCCGCACCGCCUCCCUGACCGACAAGCAUGUCAUGGCUCCAGGCACUUGCAGCCUCCGCGCUUCUUCGGCCAGCAAGCACGCGACCACGCCUCCCACUAUUCAGUCGUGGUGGUUCCAGGUGCUUCUUGCCUCCGUGUCUCCCUGACUAGCGACUAUGUAAGGAGGGACCUCCCCUGCCCUGGCUCCAAACAGAAUCAGGGAAUACGGUCAGCCUCCCAUGGUUGCUGCCAUGUAGGCGAUCUGAUAGUCCACAAAAACCUAAGAUUCGACACCAAGUCACUAACCAAAGGAAGAUCGAGAUGAGGAAGGAUGUGAUUUGAUCUCAAAUAUCAACUACAUCUGUCUAGCGUCGAGACACAUGUGUGCUACGCCAGAAGCUGAUGGUUGUGGGUAAAACAUUUUUGUUGCUGUAAUCCCCAGCCUAGCAAGUUUCACUUAAACAAUGGUUCAGGCUUUCGUAGCUUGCAAGGUACUAUAGGCUGUAGCACAACUUAUAUACUAUUUUGUACUGACUCAUGCGGAGGGCCCGUGAUCAGAGGUGCUGCUAAAUUUUUAGUUACACAAAGUCUACUAUUUAGCAUCCGCAUGUUAGUAAUUUUUUAGCAAGAAUGCAAUAUCGGUACAUAGUAUGCCAUGAAUCUUUUUACCUAUCUUUCUAGCAUUCCAUUUGAUGAAAAAAGAGAGUAGGAGUGUGUUGUGUGUGUGAUAGGGGGUGUACAGAGGAGAAAAAUCUCAAAUGCAUGGCUCAACAGCUCUUGUCAUGUGCCUCUUGUCUUCUUGCCUUAUAGAAUGCAGAUUCUAGAGGCGAUCACUACACACUGCACACACAACCUUCCCCUCUGUAUAGCUAAUCCAAUCGACAAAUCCAGUGUGUGCGCUCUCUCUUUCUCAAAACUAUUGUCUCUUUUUUGGAUUCUAAUAUUCACCCAAUCAUUGUUUUUGUUUUGUCUCAUGUAAAUUUUAGAACAUCAAAUCCUAUGUUUUUGUAAUUUUACUCUUGCGAGCUCAAAUUAUUUGCAUAAUAAUCAGCCGACUGGGAUAGAGCUUUAGCCAUACGUUCCUCUUAUAUGUUCAGCUAUGUCGUGUGAACUGAAUGAAAAUGAUCUGAGCUCUACUAAAAAUAUAUGUUCACCAUGCUAUCAUGCUUAGUAACAGCGAUAUGGCAUUGUUAGAAGUACAAAAAUCUAGGACCUCACAUGAUUACUCUCUAUUGUCUAAAUUUUAUUUUCCAGUAUAACCAGUUAGUGCACUCCGUGUCCAUAAAAAUGACGCAAGGACAGAUGGGGCAAGGCAAACAUGUAUCACUCCAAAGUACAAAUAGACCAAUGGAACUAUUUGUAUUAAUAAUAUUAAUUAUAUAAGUGGUAAUUCUAUUGGUCUAUUGACAAUAUAUCUUAUCCAUGGAAACAGUUGGCUGGACCUUGAGUUUUUUCUCUUUCAUAGACAGGACUGGACGCGACUUGUGGCUAUUUUCUCUCUGUUUAUAAUAUUUUGCAGGGCUAGAAUUAUUCCUCCAAUUCAUUGUUUCGAUUAAAAAAAGAUACCUAACAAUCUUUUCUGUGGCACCUCUUCAGCACAACCGUUAUAUUCGUUCUUGCACUUGUCAGAGUAUUAUACCCUUACAACCAUGGUGCAAAAUCAACGACAUUCUUUAAAUGUUUGUGUUGAGCUUCACUGUUCAAUUGCUCCAUCACAGAUGUAGAUUUGAUAUCUACAUUCUGCUUUCACAUACCUAUAAAGGAGUUAUUUUUCAUAUUUUGGUAUGUUGUUGUUUUCACUAAACUUCAAGAGAUUUUAAUUGUCAACCUCAUAUGUUGGAAAGCAGAUGGUUCUAGACACACUUGAAGAAUGGUUGUCACUGAACUUAAGGGAUUUUAAUUGUUACUGAACUUUAUUGAUGCAUAGUGAAUUUACCAUUCUAAUUGUUGUGACUGCAUGAUAUCAAAACAGUGACAUGUCUUUUUAGUUGCUACUGUUGUCGGGUUGGGUGGUGGAGGAGAAAACAAUGAUCCCACUGCUCAAUCUAUCGAUAUAUGAGCCAAACAAGACACAAAUCAUGGAACAAGUGAAUUGCCUACAUCUUACCAUCAGUGUGUUGAAGAAUGGUUGGAUGACAAAGGCCAAGGAGAAUGCUGCAGCUAUGUUAUUCAGUUUAUAUGUGGUCCAUGACAAUAAAAAAGAUAAUGAAUGAUCCAGAGAAUGUGGAAUGUAUGCAUAGCCUUUUAUUCGAGUCAGCUAUUAAACAAGAAAAAUGGUUGGAGUGAUUAAACAGGCUAAACUAUUGUUCAAGUGAGUAGAGAUAUUUUGCAACACUUAAAUAAUGGAUAGUGUCUUAUCGUUAUAGUUUCCUAUCAUAUUUUUAUGUACCAUGCAUAAUUUCUGAUCUAAGCUGUCACCUGUAAGUUUCUCAGCAGCUUAUCUCUUCAUCAUUGUGUUAACCUUGUACAUUAUGCAGAAAAUGGUUGUCUUUAUCAUGCAUUGAGGAUGUCUGGAAUGCUAUCACAAAUAAUUAGUGUUUUUAUAUCAGUGUAUAUUAUAAAUAUAUUAUCAAUGUAUUCUUAAUGAUGAAGAGGAACAACAUGGAAUACACAAGGUGGACAAGGCUAGCACACCGAGGUCAAGUUUAUCCUCCAGGACCAACCAUGGAAGUGAAUCUUCUGAUGAUAUUUGCCUAUCAUUAAGAAUUAUAUAUUGACUCUUUUGAAAUAAUUUGUGCAAUAUUGAUAAUGUUUGUUCAACAUCAGUUCAAUCUAUUUGGGCCUACGUAUUUAUAAU
Molecule: messenger RNA, 4119 nt
Organism: Zea mays
Lineage: Eukaryota; Viridiplantae; Streptophyta; Magnoliopsida; Poales; Poaceae
Exons: 2
Coding region: 1231-1647 (138 amino acids)
Source: RefSeq, a predicted model, not a curated record